Molecule: messenger RNA, 716 nt
Organism: Carassius gibelio (silver crucian carp)
Lineage: Eukaryota; Metazoa; Chordata; Actinopteri; Cypriniformes; Cyprinidae
Product: Golgi-associated plant pathogenesis-related protein 1
Exons: 5
Coding region: 140-592 (150 amino acids)
Cellular component (GO): extracellular region
Source: RefSeq, a predicted model, not a curated record
GGGAGGUGGAGGCGGAGGAGGAGAUAACGGCAAACGUAUAUAUACACACCAUCUGUGCCCAUAGCUUUAAACUACCAGCUGAAGCCAGAGUGGGUACACAACAUCCUUACAGCUCAAAGAGAAGCAUACUUUGGAAGCAAUGGCAGAUGAAAGCUUUAAGCAGGAGUUCCUGGAGACCCAUAACCAGUACAGGAAGCAGCAUCAAGCCCCAGAGCUGACGUACAAUGACGAGCUGUGCACUGCUGCUCAAAAGUGGGCGGAUCAUAUGCUGAGCAAAAGAUCAUUGGGCCACAGUGACACAGAUGAUGGGGAGAAUGUGUUUUAUUCCUACUGUUCUGAGAAAAAGACACCCACAGGGAAGGAGGCUGUAGACAGUUGGUACAGUGAGAUCAAGGAUUACGACUUUACUAAAUCAGGACAUCAGCCCAAAACAGGGCAUUUCACUCAGGUCGUGUGGAAAUCAUCCACUGAGCUCGGUGUAGGUCUGGCGACUGAUGGAAACACAGUUUUUGUCGUGGGCCAGUACAGACCUGCUGGAAAUAUAACCAACGAUGGUUACUAUGAGAAAAAUGUUCUUCCUAAAACUGAAUGAUUGUUUUCUUUCCUCAAUGAAUUUGUCCAUUGCUAAAUGUUUAUAUGAUUUAGCAGAUGCUUUUAAUUCAAAGUGACUUACGUCACCAUAACCAUUUUAAAUGUAAUACAUGGAUCAAAUCCUG